Messenger RNA from Salvelinus fontinalis (brook trout), 3877 nucleotides. Its product is annotated as matrix metalloproteinase-14-like. Gene Ontology annotation, biological process: collagen catabolic process; skeletal system development; extracellular matrix organization. The record is from RefSeq and is a predicted model, not a curated record. Gene Ontology annotation, molecular function: metalloendopeptidase activity; zinc ion binding. NCBI's taxonomy places the organism in Eukaryota, Metazoa, Chordata, Actinopteri, Salmoniformes, Salmonidae. Gene Ontology annotation, cellular component: extracellular matrix. Bases 368 to 2071 code for a protein of 567 amino acids. The transcript is spliced from 10 exons.
AAAUAGUCACACAGCGAGAAAGAAAGAAAGUAACUUGUGGAGACAAUUGAGAGAGGAACUAUGAAGCACUGAGAUCGCAACCAUUCCCUCCCCCCUCCCAAACAUCUGGACUUGAGUUUUUGGAUAGACUUGUAGGAUGCUUUUGUAUUUUUACAUUUAGUUAUGAUUGUUGGUACCACAAAAGAUUUGUUGUGCAGAACUUGAAGUGUGGCAAGAAAGUUUCCAUGAGAACAGAUUAAAGUACAAUAUUGUUUUAAAGGUAAUCGCUAAGGAUUAUAAUUUAUAAAAACGUGGAAAGCCAAUAGAAGCUGUCCGGUUGUGAAGCUCUUAAUCGAGUAUUUUUUGGGUAACUCGCACAUACAGAGGAAUGUUGCUCCGGCUCGAAAAUGUUAUCCAGCUCCUUACGCUGGCGUGCGGACUGUUCUUUGGAGUUGUAUCAACGGAAAACGAAGUAAAAGCAGAGGUGUGGCUGCAGCAGUAUGGCUACCUGCCCCCAGGUGAUGUCCGAGCCCAGGCUCUCCGUUCUCCCAAGUCCAUCACCACAGCCAUCACAGCCAUGCAGAAGUUCUACGGCCUCGCCGUCACCGGCUCUAUCGACUUCAACACCCUACAGGCGAUGAAGCGGCCACGUUGUGGCGUCCCGGACAAGUUUGGCUCGGAGCUGAAGAGCAACCUGAGGAGGAAGAGAUACGCCGUACAGGGGCUGAAGUGGGACAAACAAGAGGUCACAUUCAGCAUACAGAACUACACCCCUAAGAUUGGGGAACACGCCACAUACGAGGCUAUCCGCCGGGCCUUUAAGGUGUGGGAGGCCGCCAUCCCGCUCCGCUUCCGAGAGAUCCCUUACAGCCACAUCCGGGACAAGGUCGACAAGUACGCUGACAUCAUGCUCUCCUUCUCCGAGGGUUUCCACGGCGACAGCACACCGUUCGACGGCGAGGGCGGCUUCCUGGCUCACGCGUACUUCCCCGGGAACGGGAUAGGGGGCGACACGCACUUCGACAACGCCGAACCCUGGACGACCGGCUACGUCGACCAAGGGGGUAAUGAUGUGUUCCUCGUUGCGGUCCAUGAGUUGGGUCACGCCCUGGGUCUAGAACACGCCAACGACCCGUCUGCCAUCAUGGCUCCAUUCUACCAGUGGAUGGACACAGAGAACUUCCAGUUGCCUGAUGACGAUCGCCAUGGCAUCCAGGCAAUCUAUGGGUCGUCCGGAGCGCCACCCCCUCCUCCCCGCCCCACCAGACCCUCCAAGCCUGACCACCCUGGACUCGGACCAGACGUCUGCGAGGGACACUUCGACUCCAUUGCCAUCCUCAGGGGGGAGAUGUUUGUCUUUAAGGAUAAGUGGUUGUGGCGUGUGCGGAACAACAAGGUGCUCCAGGGUUACCCCAUGCCCAUCGGUCACUUCUGGAAGGGACUGCCACCAAACAUCAACGCCGCCUACGAGAGGAACGAUGGCAAAUUUGUGUUCUUCAAGGGUGACAAGUACUGGGUGUUCACAGAGUCCAGUAUGGAGCAGGGUUACCCCAAGACUCUGAAGGAGCUGGGUACAGGGCUGCCCAAAGACAAGCUGGAUGCUGCCCUCUUCUACACCCCCACCGGACAAACAUACUACUUCAGAGGGACCAAGUAUUACCGUUUCAACGAGCAGUCCCAGACUGUGGACAGAGACUACCCCAAACCCAUCAACACGUGGCAGGGUGUCCCCGACAACAUCAAGGCUGCCAUCAUGAGCGAAGAAGGAUCCUACACCUACUUCUAUAAAGCCAACAAGUACUGGAAGUUCAACAACCAACACAUGAGGGUGGAGUCGGGCUACCCCAAGUCGGUGCUCAGCGAAUGGAUGGGCUGUGCAGGGGAGGAGCCUAAGAAGCGGGAUGGCAAGGAGGAAGUCAUCAUCAUCGAGGUGGAGGAGGGAGAAGGCGGGGCCACGGCGGCGGCCGUGGUGAUCCCUCUCCUCCUAUUGGUCUGCGUGGUCCUCACUCUGGGAGCCCUGCUGUUCUUCAGGAAGUACGGGACGCCACGACGUCUCCUCUACUGCCAGAGAUCUCUACUGACUAAGGUUUAGAGACACACUGAAUGAACCAAUGACGCAGAGGGACUGAGAGAGAUAAAGUGUCUGAACGACUUUAAAGAUUGAAAGAAAGAGGGGAGAGGGAGGGACAGGGUGAGAAAACAGAGGGGGGUGAAAGGAGUUGGAUUGUGUGGUAAGCGAGGGGUCAUGUAAUAAGGGGUUGGUUGGUUGGACGUUUGGGUUUAGUCCAUUGGUUGGGUUGUAUAUGCCACAGACAGGAUGAGAAAGAGAGAGGAGAGAGGAGAGAGGAGAGAGGAGAGAGAGAGAGAGAGAGAGAGAGAGAGAGAGAGAGAGAGAGAGAGAGAGAGAGAGAGAGAGAGAAUCUGAAUUAGCAAAGACGUGUAUUUGUAUGUUACCUAUUUACAUGUACAGCUCUGUGGGUUUGAAAUCAGGACCAGGCCCCAACACACAGAGAGAUGAUGAUUGUGACCAACAUCCUGUGUAGUUGACACCCCAUCUGCAAUAAAUCUACUAUCAUGUCCCUCCCUCCAUUCUAUCCCUUGUCCCCUUCUUUUUCGUCCUCUCCUAAAUCCUCCCUCCCAUCUGCUUGACGACUCCAGCUGAACCGCUGUCUGAAUUAAAUGUUUCACCCUGCAGUAUAUAAUAUACUUUCUUGUUUCAUUUUUGAUUUCGCUCUCAAAUCAGGCAUGAUCACAAACAAUCAUCUCUCUCCUCCUUGUUUCCCCCAGUUUCCCCCCUGUGCUCCAGCGGCACAUAGCCACCACAGGAGAUUGGUGGCACCAUGGAGGACGGGCUGGUGGUAAUAGCUGAAGCGGAAUAGGUGGAAUGGUAUCAAACACAUGGUUUAUCUGUGUACGAUGCCAUUCCAUUUGCUCCGUUCCAGCUCUUAUUAUGAGCCGUCUUCCCCUCCACUGAUAACCACAUAAGGUCUUAUAGCUGUUGCAAAGGGCAUGUAAUAGGGUGCUCUCCCUACCCAGGGUUGAAAUGAGACAGGCUCAGAAAUGAAGGCCGUGUCAGGAAGAGAGGGGCCAAGAUGGCUGCCGUUUAUACACAUUGACAAUGACAUUUGACCUCUGUAGUAUCCACACAAAAAAAGCUUUUCCUCCCAGUUGCUGUACAUGCUUUUCUGUACACCUCUGUUUAAACCAUUUCUCAAAUUGCUCAAGCCCUCAGUACAGAGCCUGGUCUCAGUAAGCAGUCAAAGUUGGAUGGAAUUAAAGUAGCCAUUUUUACUCAAUAAAGCCAGUUUCAAUGUUACUACAUAGAAAAGCGGAGUAGUUCAAUCACAUAGUACUCACUUCAAAUGCUAAUGUCUUAUGGUGUUAUUUGUUGGUUUUGUUACCAUCAUUGUAAGAAAUGUUAUUAUUAUGACUAUAGUUAUUAUUAUUGUUGUUCUCCAGGUGUAGUCCUUUGGUAAAUUGUGUUUGUUGUUUUUAUACAUUGUCAUUUUGAGUCCUGCUGGACAGAGGCUAUAACGUGACAAUGAUUGAAUCAAAAUGGAUCCCAUUUUUCCAUUAAAGUGGUGGACUUGGACAGUACAGAGGGGGUAUUUUAAGAUUUUGGAAAAUGUUUCCUUUUUUUCGAAACACUUAUUUUCCCAUUGAUUGGUUGGCAUAUAAAGACAAUCAAACAAAACUAUUUAUAAGUAAUUCUGAUGGUGCAUAAUGUUUUUUUUUGUAUUACACAAAUCAAAUAACAAUAAUAACAAUGAUAAUGGUAAUGAUAUUUAUAAUGAUAAUGAAAUCAAUAAAAAAGGGAAUACAUUUUGUUUUGGCCAAUUUUUCAACUUUUUGUAUUUCAUGCGUUAAAUUGAAAUAAAAAAUAUUUUCUAAAAUGUGA